AUGACUCUUGAUUCGAACCCCCAGGCCCGCAUCUCACAUCUGCCGCGAGUUGAUGGCUCAGCAACAUUUUCAAGGGGAGGUUAUUGCGUGGUUGCGGCCGUCAAUGGGCCGAUUGAGGUCCAGCGACGAGACGAAAACCCCUUCGAAUCAGUCGUUGAUGUUGUCGUACGACCUGCUGCAGGGGUCGGAGGCACGGGAGAACGCCAACUUGAGAACAUUUUACGAUCAGCUUUUCGCCAGCUGAUUCCCGUCAAAAACUUUCCUCGCUGCCUCAUUCAGGUCACGCUUCAGGUGACCGAGACGCCGCAGAACGACUAUGCGAACAGCAAAGUAGUCCAGGCUCAGUCUAGUCUGCCUCUGUUACCGGCUCUCUUUCAUAGCGCCAUCUUGGGCUUACUGUCGGCUGCCGUGCCUUUGAAGGCUAUUGCCACAUGCACUACUUUAGCCGUUCUCGAGAAGGGUGGCAAGAUCAUCGCCGAUCCGUCUCCUCUAGCGAUAGAACAGUCGAAAUCGCUUCACGUGGUCAUCUUUACAUCGCAGAACGACCUUUUAUUGUUAGAGAGUGAGGGAACUUUCUCUAUGGCCGAGUGGGAUGAGGUGGUCAGGACAGGUCAAACAGUGUGCAACCAGCACCGCCAAGCGGACCUGGGCGCGGUCAUGAACGAAUACAGUCGAGACACUACCGACAUGCAGCUGUUUAUUCGGACCGUCAUGGAAUCUAAAGCUGCGUAA
Messenger RNA from Colletotrichum orchidophilum, 732 nucleotides. Its product is annotated as exosome complex subunit Rrp46. NCBI's taxonomy places the organism in Eukaryota, Fungi, Ascomycota, Sordariomycetes, Glomerellales, Glomerellaceae. The coding region runs from base 1 to 732 and encodes 243 amino acids. The transcript has 3 exons. The record is from RefSeq and is a predicted model, not a curated record. Gene Ontology annotation, cellular component: nuclear exosome (RNase complex); nucleolus; cytoplasmic exosome (RNase complex). Gene Ontology annotation, biological process: U4 snRNA 3'-end processing; rRNA catabolic process; nuclear mRNA surveillance.